GACAAAGAACACGUAGGAAGAAACAGAAUUUGAAUUCAGGUCCACUUGAUCCCAAAUCUAACGUUCUCACGGUAUUAAACCUCUCUUGUCCUCGGAAUAGAGAGACUAGAAAUUCCUUUCUUCUGACCUGAAGGGAUCAGAUUCACUCCUAAGGCCUGGAGAGAACUCUUUCCUGUUCUUUCCCGGAAAAAGGGAGGAAGCUGCAGACUUUUCCCCUCGCCCACUUUGCCCAGAGUCGUCCUCCUCUCGUAUCUUACUCCAAGCUUCCCCUUCUUUCAGCCCACUUGUAUACCCAGUAGUAGACACUCCCUCGGGCAGGACCUGUGCCCCUGCCUUCCUUUCUAACUCCUGGGGUCUUCCCCCACCCCCACUCCGCUCAAUUCCCGCCUCGAUUAGGCCAUACAGACCCCCUUUCCCUGUUUCCUCUCUCCCGGGGUUCCUCCUUCCCCAGCUAUGGGAGAGAGUCAGCCCCCCGCCCCUCCCAGUUGCUAGCAGAGUCCAGCCCCAGCCCCCCGCCCGCGCGGGGUCCCCGCCUCUUCGGGAGCUCGCUCUCUGGCACACACACGCGCGCACACACGCACAGCCUGGGGUCCAGCCCAGCCCUCCCCCAGGUCUCCUCCUCCUCUUGCGGCCGCCAGGGAAACCUUGCACACACAGAGACAGACACACUGGGAGACACACACGUACCGGGCCCAGCCAGCCCUCCCCUGGGUCUCCUUCUCCUGGGGCUGCCGGGGAAAGCGGCAUACCCGCACACCCCGGGGUAGGGUCCGGCCCGAUCCCCUUCCCUCUUCCUUCUCCCCCUCCCCUUCUCCUUCCCCAGUCUCUUCUUCUGUUGCUGCUGCCGCUGCCGCUGCCGCUGCCGCCGCCGCCGCCGCCGCCGCCGCUGGGAGAGGAUUCAUGUCCCUCCAGCAUCAUGCAGCCGCCGCCGAGGAAGGUGAAAGUUACACAAGAACUGAAAAAUAUUCAGGUUGAACAGAUGACAAAACUUCAGGCCAAACAUCAGGCAGAAUGUGAUUUACUUGAAGACAUGAGGACAUUCAGUCAAAAGAAGGCUGCAAUUGAGAGAGAAUAUGCACAGGGCAUCCAGAAAUUGGCUAGUCAAUACCUGAAGAAAGAUUGGCCUGGAAUAAAAGCUGAUGAGCGGAAUGAUUACAGGAGCAUGUAUCCUGUUUGGAAAUCAUUUUUAGAGGGAACUAUGCAGGUGGCCCAAUCCCGAAUCAAUAUCUGCGAAAAUUAUAAAAACCUUAUUUCAGAACCUGCCAGGACAGUGAGAAACUUAAAGGAACAACAGCUAAAAAGGUGUGUGGACCAGUUGACAAAGAUCCAAACCGAGUUACAAGAGACAGUAAAAGAUUUAGCUAAAGGCAAAAAGAAGUACUUUGAGACAGAACAGAUGGCUCACGCGGUCCGAGAAAAAGCUGACAUUGAGGCCAAGUCCAAACUUAGUCUUUUCCAGUCAAGAAUCAGUUUACAAAAGGCAAGUGUAAAGUUAAAAGCCCGGCGGUCAGAGUAUAAUUCCAAAGCUACCCAUGCCAGGAAUGACUAUCUUCUCACAUUAGCUGCAGCUAAUGCACACCAGGACCGUUACUAUCAAACUGAUUUAGUCAACAUUAUGAAGGCCCUUGAUGGGAAUGUAUAUGAUCAUCUGAAGGAUUAUUUAAUAGCAUUCAGCAGGACUGAGCUAGAGACAUGCCAAGCUAUACAGAAUACAUUCCAGUUUUUAUUGGAAACCUCAAACAGGGUGGUGCGGGAUUACAAUCUUCAGCUGUUUUUACAAGAGAAUUCUGUGUUUCAUAAACCGCCACCUUUCCAGUUCCAUCCCAGUGACAGUGAUACCAGCCGACAGUUGGAAUCUGAAACAGGGACCACAGAGGAACACAGCUUAAACAAGGAGGCCCGGAAGUGGGCUACAAGAGUGGCUCGAGAGCACAAAAACAUCGUCCACAACCAGAGGGCCCUGGAAGAGUUAGAAUGUCAUGGUGUUGCUGUAUCAGAGCAAAACCGAGCAGAACUGGAACAGAAGAUAGAUGAAGCCAGAGAAAGUAUCCGUAAAGCAGAGAUUAUUAAGCUGAAAGCUGAAGCACGCCUAGACCUCCUGAAACAAAUUGGGGUUUCUGUAGACACAUGGCUGAAGAGUGCAAUGAACCAAGUAAUGGAGGAAUUGGAGAAUGAGCGAUGGGCCAGCCUUCCUGCAGUGGCCAACAAUGGCUCCUUGCACUUGCUUAAUGUGGAUGCAGAAAGAGAAGAAGGGGAAGAAUUUGAGGAUAAUAUGGAUGUGUUUGAUGAUAGCAGUUCCAGUCCAUCGGGUACCCUACGAAACUAUCCACUAACCUGCAAAGUUGUCUAUUCAUACAAGGCAUCUCAGCCAGACGAGCUGACGAUUGAGGAGCAUGAGGUGUUAGAAGUGAUUGAAGAUGGAGAUAUGGAAGACUGGGUAAAGGCCCGAAACAAAGUUGGCCAGGUGGGUUAUGUGCCCGAGAAGUACCUGCAGUUCCCGACGUCCAACAGCCUCCUGAGCAUGCUGCAGUCCCUUGCCGCGCUAGACAACCGCUCUCACACAUCGAGCAAUUCAACUGAGGCAGAACUUGUUUCCGGGAGCCUCAAUGGAGAUUCCAGUGUCUGUUUUGUUAAAGCACUUUAUGACUAUGAAGGUCAGACAGAUGAUGAACUAUCCUUUCCUGAGGGAGCAAUCAUUCGCAUCUUGAACAAAGAGAACCAAGAUGAUGAUGGUUUCUGGGAAGGGGAAUUCAAUGGACGCAUUGGCGUUUUCCCAUCAGUGCUAGUGGAAGAACUUUCAGCCUCAGAAAAUGGUGAUACUUCAUGGGUGAGAGAGAUUCAGAUCUCUCCCUCCCCCAAGCCACACAAUUCUCUGCCUCCACUGCCUCUCUACGACCAGCCACCCAGCAGCCCUUCUCCCAGCCCUGAGAAGAGGAACUCGAGGUACUUCCCCAGGUCUCCGUCCAUGAACGAAAACAGCUUCAGCUCCGAUUCUCCAGGGUUCUCUCAGCCCCCAAGACACACACCGGAAGCCUCCUAUGGUAAAUUGCGACCUGUACGGGCUGCGCCCCCCCCUCCCACUCAGAGCCACCGCCGGCCCGCAGAGAAGAUGGAGGACGUGGAGAUCACGCUGGUGUGACGCCGCCGAGGCCCGCCCCGCCCAGCUUGGCCAAGACCGUGUUUCAAGGCACCUUUGCAUGAAGAUGACUAGAGUAAGGAGCAGGAACCAGGGAGGACUCCGUGCGGCAGCGGCCUGCCCUCCGCCUCCCCCUGUGCCUUUGCUUGUCGUUCUGAGUCAUCUCCUUCCAGAGCACAAGCCCGGAGGGGCCGUGGCCCCGGCCAGGCAGGCCCACCCGAGCCCGGGGCAGGCUCUUGGCCACUUGUGUGGCCCGCCCCAGCCCCCUCCCCUCACACGUUAGUACAGUAUAUUACUGUGGCCAUAGGAAUGUGUUAGGAACGCGCCCGGAGCCCCCAGCAUCCCCCGUGGGAUGAG
This is a messenger RNA of Sarcophilus harrisii (Tasmanian devil), 3493 nucleotides long. RefSeq names its product FCH and double SH3 domains 2 (gene FCHSD2). Gene Ontology annotation, molecular function: protein binding. The record is from RefSeq and is a predicted model, not a curated record. Bases 917 to 3139 code for a protein of 740 amino acids. Gene Ontology annotation, biological process: regulation of actin filament polymerization; neuromuscular synaptic transmission. Lineage: Eukaryota; Metazoa; Chordata; Mammalia; Dasyuromorphia; Dasyuridae. Gene Ontology annotation, cellular component: neuromuscular junction; recycling endosome. The transcript is spliced from 20 exons.